UGAUCGUUAAAUAAUACUUGUAACUAAUUUUUACGCAUUGUCAUUAGAAGGUGAGCAAAGUCUGUCAGUAACUCACUAACUGAUUUGUCGAAACUUCCGGGAUUGUAACCUUAGGAAUUGGUUGUUGUAUCGAGAUCUUCAUUUUACUGCACAAUGGUGAACGUGAUCCACUGACUUCGGAAAUCACUUAUCUGCGUUGAACUUCAUUUGCCAUCAUGUCGGGUGUCAGCGUACAUUUGAACAUCUGUGAUAUCCCAUACAAUAUUCAGUUAAAAUUACAAACUUUCUUAGAUGUCUUAGACACCAAUAAAAAUUGGCGAGGGCUGAUAGCUGCUAUUCCAGAUAACCCUUAUAGUGCUCAAGAAAUUGACAUGUUUGGAUUAGAUAUUUUGCGAUUUGGCAGCAGCCCAACAGCGUCAUUGCUGAGAGAUCUUGGUAAUAAAGGGCGAACGGUUAAACAACUUAUAAGUUAUUUAGAAGUUUUAAAACAUGAACCGGCAUUGAUGCUACUGAAAAAAGAAGAGCCAAUUAGCAUCAUUUCACAGCCACAGGCUGUCAAUAUUCAAAAUGGUGGUACAUUAGAACUAUCGUGUAAUGCGAUGGGUUUCCCAUAUCCUAAGUAUGUAUGGUUUCGUACAGUGGAUAAAGAAAUCAACGGCAACCGCAUCCGGCAAAGUAUUGAGGUUGAGAAUGGUUGUGACCGGGUUUUGAGAAUUGAACAAAUCACAACAGAUUACAAUGGAAUGUACAUAUGCCGAAUACAUAAUAGGAUUAGUUACCAGUUCACAAACUGGGUACACGUCAAGGUAAUCGCUAAAACUGAUCCCCCAGUGAUCAUAGAGCAACCACGAUCACAAUGUAUUGAAAUUGGACGACCUUUGAAACUGACGUGUGAGGCAAUUGGACGCCCAGCUCCUAAGUACCAAUGGUUCAGAAAUGAACAACAUAUGGUAGAACAGACUUCUUCUGAGAUAUAUUAUGAUGUUUCAGCCAGUCAGGAUGCUGCUAAAUACCGAUGUAAAGUUUACAAUAACAGUGGCGAGGUCUGGUCAGAUACAGUGCAAAUCACUAUCAUUCAAGCUGGACCUCCUGUGAUAAGAAGACAACCAGAUUCAGUGCGGUGCCCUCUUGGUCAUGAUGUUUCAUUUCAUUGUGAAGUCACAGGCAUUGAACCCAUAUCUUAUCAGUGGUAUGAUGCAAAGUCUCUAAUAAGAGGGGCUAUUAAAUCUGAGCUGUGUAUAAAUAAAGUCAAAUAUCAACAUAGAGGAUGGUAUCAGUGUCAUAUCAGGAAUGGCUACGGCGAUGUUAUAACUGAAAAAGCAACAUUGGAAAUAGAGAGUCGUCCUCCUCUUCCUCCACCACAACAACUAACUCAGUAUUUUGCAACUGAUAAGGUUGCCUUGGUGAUAGGUAAUCAAGAUUAUCGAUGUGAGCAACAGUUGAAAGCUCCCGUGAAAGAUGCGUAUACAAUAACAGAAAUACUGACAACAGAGUGUAAUUACAAAGUGGUCUCAUUGAUUGAUCUGACACUUUCUGAAAUGGAGGCUGCUGUUAGUGCUUUUUCUGAAUUGUUGGAUUCUGGUGUCUAUGGAUUGUUUUACUUUGCUGGUCACGGGUUUGAAACUCAAGGUCAGAGUUACUUACUUCCGGUUGAUGCGCCUAGUUACUACACAACUGAAGACUGUCUCUGUGCUCAGUAUAUCUUAGAUAAAAUGCAACAAAGGAAUACAGGACUCAAUGUACUCUUACUGGACAUCUGCAGAAAAGAAAAUGUGUGUAACGGGGCAAAACCUGAGAAUGUGAUUCCAUAUAAACCAAGAGUGUGUGGAAAUACUGUUUUUGGAUAUGCAUCUUCUCCAAAUACACAAGCAUUUGAGUUAAAAGAUGCGUCUAAUGGAAUCUUCAUGAAAUAUUUGAAAUUACAUUUGGCAUCCAGAUUAAAAGUCAAUACUAUGCUUGAUAAAGUAAUAGAAGCUAUCAAGGAUGACAAAGAUGUACGGGAAAAACAGUAUCCAGAGGUCAAGAGUGAUCUGCGGGACCAUCGUACUCUACGAGAUGAGAUCAUCAGCGACGGUCACACACAGGAGUUUAAUAUCCGUAGAAUGAGAUGGGAAGAAGCUCAUCUCAUGCCGAUGAACCCAUUAUUGGUAGCUUUUGAUUUACAAACAUUUCAAGUUAAAGUUAAGAUCCAUUUUACUGCGGAAUUCUCCAAUGUGAUGCUGAUAUACGUGCAGGUUGUAGAUCCCGGUAAAGCCACUCGAUGUAUUGCUACGCUUCACAAUUUUCCAAAGGAGCUGGAUGUAAAUAUAAAGUAUGCCAAUAGAAGUUAUAAUGACACUAUUGCAGAUUGCACCUAUCCACGUUUGCAACUGCCAGUCAAAGACAAAUCACUGAUCACAAGAAUCAAGAACAUACAGAAACUAACGAGUGACUUGGAGUUAACAGUAAUCUUGGACAUGGUAUAUGAAGGACAGAAAAUUCAGUCUACUUGCCCGGCAUUAAAAAUACCGCAGCCAGGAAUUUCUAAAUCUAAAAUCUUCCAAAGACGACCAGUUGAGCAGUCGUGUCCAUUGAAAUAGACGACUUGUUGAAAAGAAAUAUUGUGAAAGACACAGAUGUUACAUAUUGGAGAGAAGUGGGGGUGAGAAAAGAUGUACCAUUUACACAAUGACUGUUUGAAGCAAACACAAAAUUUGUAAUGCAUG
Saccoglossus kowalevskii is the source of this 2705-nucleotide messenger RNA. RefSeq names its product mucosa-associated lymphoid tissue lymphoma translocation protein 1-like. Gene Ontology annotation, molecular function: cysteine-type endopeptidase activity. Gene Ontology annotation, biological process: proteolysis. NCBI's taxonomy places the organism in Eukaryota, Metazoa, Hemichordata, Enteropneusta, Harrimaniidae. The record is from RefSeq and is a predicted model, not a curated record.